AUAUUAUUGCUGAGAAUGAACGAGUACAACAUGUCAGCGUUCUGUGUGUGAGAAAUGCCCCUCGUGAUAUCAUUGGAUUGAAGACAAAUUAUUGUGUUAAGCUGUGCUUUUUAGUUGUUAAAAUUGUAUACGAAGGUGCUCUGUUUAUUAUUGAACGAAGUGACAUUACAUUGAAUAAGUAAAAUGGCAGAUUAUAUCCAAGUAACAGAAGAUGAAAAUGACCCUGAUGCCACGAUAGAACUCCCAGCGGAACUACCGAGCCCCGAAGGCGCGUCCAUCUUGCUGUCGACGAUCGUCGCCCAGUUCCCGGGGGCGACUGGAUUAAAGUACCGCAAUCCAGAAUCAGGAACAAUGCGAGGUCUCCGAGUAGUCGAAGGCCGGGUUAUGGCGCCAGAUGGAGUUUGGCAAAAUCAUCUCUAUGUUGUCACAUUCCCGAAAGAAAACAAGAGGAAGGGAGAUGACACGCGAGAACUUCCUGUGGGAAAAACGAGAAAAACAGACGACAGGAGAACGUCAGAUCUGAUCGUACUAGGUCUAGACUUCAGCACAACGGUAGAAGGCAUGAAGGAUUACUUUUCGCAAUAUGGAGAAUUGGUUAUGACACAGCUGAAAAAAGACCCCAAAGGCAAAUCCAAGGGAUUCGGCUUUAUCAGGUAUCGAGAUGUGGAAUCACAGAAUGCCGUAAACAACAAGAGGCAUAAGAUUGAUGACAGGUGGUGUGAAGUCAAAUACCCAGAUUCACAGCAACCAGAGAAGAGGAAACUCUUUGUUGGCCGAUUAUCACCCGAUAUAAAGGAAGAUGAUCUCUACCAGUACUUUGCCAAGAUCGGAACUGUCACAGAUGUAUUCAUCCCCAAGGAAUUCAGGGGAUUUGCAUUUGUUACGUUAGAGAGCGCUCAAAUUGCACAGGGUCUCAUUGGACAGGACCACAUUAUCAAUGGAAACAGCGUGUUGAUCAACUAUGCAGACCCCAAGAACAAACAAGGCCAGAAUCCCCACCAACAAGGGGGAAGGCCUCCCUUUGGGAACAGAGAUGGUGGAGGUUUCUCACAUGGAGGACGAGGAGGGUACCAGAAUGACUACUUCAGGAACAAGCAAGGCGGUGGUGGUGGUAAUGAUGGUAGUGGUAGCGGGAGUUACGGGGGUGGGGGUUACAACAACAUGAAUUCCUCAGGUCAGGGUCAGAUGAUCCCCAACAACCCCCAGGGCGGGGGAGGUGGCAUGGGGAAUCCCGCCGCAGCGGCCAUGGGAAUGUUGAACCCACAAGGUAACAUGAACCAAAACCAGCUCAACCAGGCCGUGCUGGCGGCGGCCCUGAACCAGGCCGGGUUAGGGAUGGUCGGGAGUCUCCUGAUGGGGGGUGGGGCGGGAAUGAACGCCCUGCAGGCGCAGGCAACCAUGGCCCAGACGGCGCAGGCGCAGGGGAACCAGGCGACCACACCCCAGACGCAGAAUAACCCCGCUAUAACCGCUGAAUCGACAGCGUACCAGGCCCAACAGCAGGCUGCUGCGAUGGGAUGGGGUGCAGGGAACCCAGCCCAAGGGGCUGGAGAUGGGACUGGAGGCCAGUUUUAUGGGGCAGGCAAUAAACAGGCUUCAGGUUGGUAGAUGCACUACUUCAUUCAUUAAUUGCUUUUAAUCUGAAAAUGAUGCCCUGAUUAUUUAUUUUCAAGCUAUAUUUAGGCAUUUUGUAUUAACCUAUGAAAAAAAAGGAAAAAGCGAUUUACAGGCCCAUAUGAUCAAUUCUAAUUUGAUAGCCUUCCUUCAUGGUACUUUGUUUAACAAACAAAUGCAAAAUUUCUAUGACAGAUUUGCUUUCUGCCAAAUCACAAGAUUGUUCGUGAAAUAACAUAUUUGUUACUAACGUCUGAUUGGCUGUCAGUCAAUCUCCACUUACUGAGAUACGUAUUCUAGAAGAAUAAAGAUGAAAAUCUGCAGUUGUUUCCCCUGUUUAUAAUCUGUUUCAUUCUAUUUUUCAAAAUAAAGAGAAAUAAAGAGGCCGGAGAAGAUGGUCACAUAUCAUUCUAACUUUAACCAGGCGUUUGUUAGUGAAGCAAUGUCAAUAACUUUAUUAUAAAUUGAACACCAGCAUUACACACACAGCCUUUCAAGACAUGAAGUAAUAAAUGUUAAGAGUUCUGCGCUCAGGUAAGUACUAUGGUUACAGUUCCUUAAAAUAUCCCUUUCAGGACAAAAGUUACAAAAUUCUUAUGGUUUUGCAGUAUUACUUGAAUAAGAGCCAUACAAAGAAUUGAGACAAGAUAUAUCAAAUUUGAAAGAUGUAAUAUGUUUUAAAUAAUGUGGCAGUAAAAAAAAAGCAAAUUUUAUGUAGUAUAUGAUGAUAUAGAGCUACUCUUGUUCUCAAAGGGAUAUGUAAAUUAAUAAUAGAAAUAAACCUGCUUUCAUUGUGUAAAAUAUUAAUUGUUCAGUAUUGCAAGUACACAGGUAUAUUUUUCUAAUAAAAUUUUAUUUGAAAUGAAAAGGAACAACGUAGCCAGAAUGUUGACUAAUUUUAGACUCCAAAGACUGAUGCUGAUGGAUCCGAUGUGUUUUGAGUGCAGAACUAUUUGAUUUGGGUUUUAGAUUUCACUGAAAUAGUGUGUGUACUUGCUUUGAUAUAUCUAUUUGUAUUCAUAUCAUUUUUUUUGCGGAAUGAUUCUGGUGAUUUAAGAUGCCCCCAAACGUUAUCUUGUAUGAAUAAUGAGGUGAGGCCACAUGAUUGAGAUAACAUGUUAAGUUAGACCUGGGUCCCGUAACACAAAGGUUAGCAAUUGAUUGUACGCUUGAUUGUUUAUUGUAGUCAAUGGAAUCAAUUGUAGAAAAAUGUUCUACAAUCAUUGCUUAGUUUUGUGUGACGGGGCCCCAGGUGACAAUGCACAAUAUCUUGUAAAAACUUCAGGCUUGUAUACAUUUAUGUAUCACUUUGAUUGAACCGAUCUGUUAUGUAGUGACAUCGUUGCGGUUUUGCCGUGUGAACCUUUGGUUGCAUAUGCUUAGAAUGAAAUGCUUGAAUUACCUGUACAUUUAUGGUAACUUGUACUGGUGUGGUACCUAUACAUGUGUGGUGCCUGUACCUUUAAGGUAUGUCAAACACACCUUGUGCAGGUGCAGUUUUGCUGUGUGAACCAUUUUGCUUAGAAUGAUAUAUAUUCGAAAGUCCUGCACCUUGUACGUAAAAGAAGACUUGUAUCGGAGGCUGUAACUAUUCACACUGAUCCUGUCAGCAGUAAUGUGAAGUACUAAGUAGCAUUCUUUGACCCACUUGAAAUGAACAGAACAUCAGGUUUGUUAAAUCUUUUAGGUGAUUAAAGAGUGCUAUAAUGAGCCAAAGAAUGCUAGUGAGUACCGGAUGUGCUACGAAUGUUCAAUCUCUUAUAACUAGUGAUGUGUCUUCGCUCUCCAGAAGGCUUGGCAAAAACUGACAAAUGUAUAAAUGUGCUCAUUAUGAUUGUGAUAUAUGGAGUUGUAAAGAAUGUACAUGUACAGAUGAUUGUAAAUUGUGGUCCAUUGUUUUAUUACCUCUGUAAUCUGCGCUGUGAAAGGUGUAUGAAAAUUCUAUUCUGAUUCAUGAAUGCAAAUGACCUACGUAUACAUGUAUAGCCAUUCUAUAUGAUUUUUGUGACCUAAAGAAGCGAGCAUGUCUAAUGUGUUGAUAAUUCAAUUCUAAUUUAUAUUUUAUGACAUGUUGGUGAUACAUUGUAUAUGGUGUUGAUUUGCUGAAAGGAAUAUGACAGAUUUGGUGUCACUGAAUAUGUAGCCAAAUGAUUGACCAUAUAUAGAUCUAUAAAUGUAUGUUUUGAACUUUUGAUUGAGCCAAUAUUGUAUGUAUAGGUUUGAUAAUUGAUUAUUUGGGGUGUCAUGUUGUAUUUCAUCUGUGGAUGAGGUGUGACGCUCGUUUCUCAGCAAAAUGUAUCUUCCAUCCAGUAUGUGUUUAUUGAAAUAAUGUUGGACUUUGGAGAGUUGAACCAUGCCUGAUGACAAAAAAUGGGUUGGAUUUGUAUUAAGAGAUGCAGAUUGGUACUUUUCUGUCUGGAUUGUGAUAUCAUUUAGAAGAACGUCUGUAGAUUUAAUAUCAGAUUAUGUGAACAUUUAUGCAGUUGACAGAAUGAUGUUGUUGGAAUGUUGGGAAAAAAAUAAGAUCUGUAUUUUAAAAUAGAAAUGGUCAUGUUUGGAUUGUGCUGGCUGUCUUGGGGGUAAAUAUUGUGCAGAUUUGAUGAAAACUGUGCUCGUGAUCUUGUAGGCCGAUAAUUUAGGUGGAGGCUGCAAGUUGUAUAUUUGCCUUUUCACACUACAUAAGCGAAGUCUGAUGCGGAAGACCAGCCGCCACCUAUUCACUCCCUUCUUGCUUCAGUUGUCAUUUUCUUUCAUUGGUAAGGAUUCGGUAUGGGAAUAUACAACAAAAAUUUUCCACCAAACAUUUGUCUAGUAAAAAGAAAACAACAACUAAAGCAAGACAGAGUUUAUUGGUGGUGACUGUUUCCUAUUCACUGAGUAUAGUUUUCAGCAUCAGAUGUAUCGCUUAUGACAUGUGUAAUGGCAUCAGACUCGCAAAAGCAAAGACGACCUUCAGCCUCCACCUAGAUUACAGGCUAAUUAUGGUGAAGUUGACAGACAUUUUUUUAUUGAAAUUUGAAAGAAAAGAAUUGCCAUGGUGGUGUUGGAAUGUUGAAACAUAUGUAUAAGAGCCAUAUUUUAUAUUAUUAUUCGGUAUUUUCAUGUUUGGUCAUGAUCAUUGAUUGAUAAAAAAUGUUCAUGGUGUUGGAAUGUUGAAACAAAUAAGACAUAGAUAGUGAUGGCUAUGGUCAUUUGUGGAUUGAUAUAUCUUCAGAAUGAACCUUACUAUUUUACUGAACAUUAUAAAUAGUGGUGUGAUGCACUCUUGAAGUAUGUAGAUGUAUGCAUAGUGGUGUAUUUUUUUUUUUCAAACUAAAAACAAUAAUGGCCAAUGAUUCUAAGCUAGAUGCUACCCUUUAUUAGUUCUAGCUUGAAUUUAUAACAAGACGCCAUUUUUAGGAGAUGUCUUUAAAGACAAUUUACAUUCAAACAAAAACCUGAGAUUUGCGCAAGCCAAGCGUAGGAAUACAGAUUACUAAAUGAACCGGUCCAUCAUAAAAAAAAUCUUAGUAAAGAAAAACAAAGGUCUGUUCUUUGCGUUGGAUUGAACUGAUGGUUUUAUGGUGUGUAUAUAAAGAAUACUAUGUAUAUAUGACCUCCCUUAUAAAAUUUGAUGUCUGAAUGUUUAAUGAUGCUGUUAUUUUGUUUUUCUUUAGAUUGAAUGUGAUGGUAGUUCAUGCUUGAUGAUUUUGUGAUACAUCCUGUGUUUAAGGAAGUAGACUUACUUUUUUUUCAUGGCACAAGCUUUGAGGAAGUGCCCUUGCCACAAAGUACUUUCUGAAACAUGACGUUAUUAAAAUGAUAAACUACCAGUAGUGUGGAUACUGAAUAUAAAUUGAAAAUCAUUCUAGGGAUUGAAUAAUAACUCCAAAACUACUCAUAUGUAAUAUGUAAGGAGGAAAAAUUUGAAUAUCCUUAAUUUUUUCAAUUCAGGGGAGGGGGAGUAGAAGUGAAUACAUUGUUUUAGACUUCCUAAUAUAAUAAGUGGUGUUGCUGGUGUAUUGUGCAUUUUAUUUUUAAUCAUUUUGUUUGUAUUGUUUUUUUACUGAAUGAUAAAGUGGGUGUUUCAAUGUUUACACAUUGAAUAAUGUGUAGCCAGUUGUCUGAAAGGCCUGAUUUUAGAGAUGAUUGUGGUAAGAAAAAAAAAAGUGAUAUAAAGAGUAUGUUUUGUAAAUUCUGUGUUCUCUGGUGAGUGUUUAUGGCUAAAUCAUGUAAUCUGUGAUAUUUAGUGUAUUUGCUUGCUACUGCAGCACUGUAGUGCCAGAGCUUUUGUUUGAGUUUGUUAAACAAUGUUUUGAAUUGAAUAGGCUUCAUAAAUGUCUUGUUGGAAAGUGA
This is a messenger RNA of Lytechinus pictus (painted urchin), 5949 nucleotides long. Its product is annotated as TAR DNA-binding protein 43-like. The transcript has 6 exons. Gene Ontology annotation, cellular component: chromatin; nucleoplasm. NCBI's taxonomy places the organism in Eukaryota, Metazoa, Echinodermata, Echinoidea, Temnopleuroida, Toxopneustidae. Gene Ontology annotation, biological process: regulation of gene expression. The record is from RefSeq and is a predicted model, not a curated record. Gene Ontology annotation, molecular function: RNA binding. The coding region runs from base 184 to 1608 and encodes 474 amino acids.